UCAUUCACCGCGAGAGAAUGUGUGAGUGGCAUUACUGUUAAGAAGCAGAAAGUCAACACGUGCCGCUUAGCAGUAGUUUAACAAAUAGCUUGGUAUUAAUUGAGAGAUCAUGGGUAAAAUUAAAAGAAAACCACAACCCAAGCCUGUAGAGCAGGAUUCAGAUAGUGACUCCAGCUUUGCGGAGGAGGAAAUUGUGGAGGAGCAGCCGCAAGGUCCAGUCACUGACAGUAGCGAUGACAGCGACAUAGAAAUGGACCAAAAGUCAGCUAAAAAGAAAGGAAAAAAUGAAGAAGAGAAGGUAGAAGGGGAACCAGGCUUUGGUGAUGAUGAUGAUGAUAACGAUGAUGACGAUGAUGAUGGCGACGACGAUGAUGAUGACGACAGCGAUGAUGAUGAUGAUAAUGACGAUGACAAAAAGAAGGCGCGCCUCCCAGUGCUUAAUCCUCUUAGCUUAAUGAAAAACAAAGAACAGCGUAUGGCGCUCUUUCGUAAAAUGAAAAAGGAGAAACAUAAGAAAAAGAUGCAGGAGCGACGAGCACGUCGCAAGGCAGGAUUACCAGCCAAUCCGGGUCACACUAUUGAAAGUUUGCGUGAAAAGGAUCAAACUGAGGUGAGUAAUCUCAACGAUUCAGACAAUGAAGAGCUGCGCAAGGAGCUGGAGUUGGACGAUUUCAGUACGUAUUUCGAGCGCAUCUACGAGCCUAAGGUGCUAAUCACAUUCGCCGACAAUCCAGUAACAAAGACUCGCAAAUUUGGGCUCGAACUGUCGCGUAUAUUUCCCAAUGCUCUGGUGAAGAUACGCAACAAGGCUUCGGUAAAGAAGAUCUGCAAGAGUGCCGAACGGGAACAGUUUACGGAUGUUGUUAUUGUGAACGAGGAUAGACGCAAGCCCAAUGGUUUGUUGGUCAUUCACCUGCCGAACGGGCCGACUGCUCAUUUCAAGCUUUCGAAUGUGAAAUUGACAUCAGAUAUCAAGCGGAAUCACAAGGAGAUCACAAAGCACCGACCCGAAGUAAUAUUGAAUAAUUUUACAACUCGAUUGGGCUUAACAGUGGGUCGAAUGCUGGGCGCGCUCUUCCAUCACGAUCCGGAGUUCCGGGGUCGACGAGCGGUUACCUUUCACAACCAGCGAGAUUAUAUAUUCUUUCGUCAUCAUCGCUACGAGUUCUCCAAGGAAGGCAAAAAAGUUAAGCUGCGGGAGUUGGGGCCACGUUUUACACUCAAGCUGCGCUCCCUCCAGGAAGGCACAUUCGAUAGCAAGACGGGCGACUACACCUGGAUCAUUAGCAACAAACGACAUGCCAUGGAAUCCAGGCGUCGUUUCUUCCUCUAAUUUAAGAAUAAUUUCCUUUUAAUUUCUUUUAAAUGUGAAUAUUUUGUAUUUCGUAGAGAACAUAAAUACAAUUUAAG
Molecule: messenger RNA, 1410 nt
Organism: Drosophila hydei
Lineage: Eukaryota; Metazoa; Arthropoda; Insecta; Diptera; Drosophilidae
Product: probable ribosome production factor 1
Exons: 1
Coding region: 110-1333 (407 amino acids)
Biological process (GO): maturation of 5.8S rRNA; maturation of LSU-rRNA
Cellular component (GO): nucleolus; preribosome, large subunit precursor
Molecular function (GO): rRNA primary transcript binding
Source: RefSeq, a predicted model, not a curated record